Messenger RNA from Bacillus rossius redtenbacheri, 3302 nucleotides. Its product is annotated as protein unzipped-like. The coding region runs from base 304 to 1725 and encodes 473 amino acids. The record is from RefSeq and is a predicted model, not a curated record. The transcript has 5 exons. NCBI's taxonomy places the organism in Eukaryota, Metazoa, Arthropoda, Insecta, Phasmatodea, Bacillidae.
GCCUGAUUGGCCGGCCGCGCCGGGACGAAAGAUGCGCGCGCAGCAGGGAACCCCGGCCGGCUCGCUCGAAGCGCGCAGCGGUUGUUUCGAGUUAGUCUCUCGUCGAACGGCAAUUCGCGUUGUUGUCUCCACGAGCUCCGGACAGACAGCAGUGAGCUAGUGCAGUGCUGUUAGGCUAGAGCGCGUAUUCUGCUUCGUAACAGGAAACGGCAGAGAGUUCUGGUUGCCUUCUUCGAGCUCCGCCCUCACGUCUUUGCUCUAACGGAUAUCGGAGCGGGAGAAGUUCGUUCGGCGACGGCGACGAUGCAGGUCCUGGCGGCGGCGCUGCUGGUGAUGGCGGCGGCGCUGGGGCGGGCCCGCGCCGAGAUGGUGCACAUCCGCUCCAAGUACGACCAGCUGGUGACGUCGAGCACGCUGCAGUGGGCGCCCGGCGAGCGGGGCAGCUUCCCCGACCACGCCGUCGUCGGCGCGCACGACGUCGUCCGAGACGCGGACGGGCUGACGGCCGACGGCGAACCCGCCGAGCCGCGGCAGCUGCCCGUGUACGUGUGCCGGGCGCGCCACGCCGGCACCUGGGUGUCGGGCCAGCUGCACCCCAGCAGGAAGACCUGCGACAUCUCGCUGCUGGACGCGGUGUCGCGGUACGACCGCUACCAGGUGCUGCAGAACACCGACGAGGGGGCGCGCCUGUCCUGGGUGCCGUGGAACCACUUCCUGCGCCUCGCGCCGGGAGCCGUGGCCGCCGGCGAGACGCUGUACGUGGCCCGCGGCCCGCGCAACCCGGGCGACUACGAGCUGUCGCACUUCCUCGGCAAGCUGGACCCCAAGGACGGCCUGGGCAGGCUGUCCGUCGUCACUCAGGCCAUGGAGGAGAAGGAGCUGUCCAACGGCGAGGUGCUGGUGGAGACGGAGCCGGUGCGCUACGAGCUGACGGGAGUCAAGUUCAACACGUGGCGCAAGCGGGUGAGCCGCGCGCCGCUGGAGCUGGCCAACACCACGCUGCGCAACGGCGCGGCGGCCGUCGGCGUGAACGUGGCCACCGUGCUGGACUACCAGAGCAACCGCUCCACCUACUGGGGGCAGGGCAAGGCGCUCAUCAAGGCGCUGCCCACCUCCAUCACGCUGGCCAACGGCACGGCGCUGGGCGAGAUCAAGUGGGGCAUGCCCGAGGCGGCGCGCUUCAACGAGACGCACAGCGUGGAGUACUUCCUGGAGCCGGGCACCGCGGUCAACGUGACCCUGAGGGGCAACCACACCGAGAGCGAGGUGCCCUUCUCCGGCAAGCUGGUGGCGGUGUACGAGGACGGCUUCACGAAGGAGCGCAGCAUCGAGGGCAACCGGAGGGAGGUGGCCACGCUGGACGUGAAGCCGGAGUUCGGCCCGGUGUACUACAUCCGCAACAUGUCGCUGGUGCCCACCACGACCACCACCACCACGACGACGACCACGACCACGACGACCUCGACCACGACGACGGAGGCCGCCGAGCCGGAGACCACCCGGAGGCCCAAGAAGCCCGUGGAGCGGGAUGGCAAGACGGAGAACACCAGCAUGCAGUCGGACGAGGCGCAGUCCCUCAAGGAGGAGAACCUGCUGAAGCCCCAGAGGGAGGCGGUGGUCCCGGUCAACACCAACAACAACAACAACAACAACCCGAGCGAGAGGUGCGGCCCGGCGGCGGCGGUGGUCAUCCUCGCCUGCGCCAUCGUCCACAGGAUAACAUAGACGGCGAGCUCCUCCACCUGGCGGAGCCCGCGGCAGGUGAGGCAACACUUCCCACCACGUUGAUCCCCUCCCGACCUUCGCGCGGCCGUUUGCCCCGACACCCUGCCGUCGCCGUUCUUUUCAAACAGCAUUCAUCCACGUCCAGAAGUCCAACUGUGAGGGAGAGUUGUUGCUUCCCGUGUCGCACCAACACGAGACUGACUGCAUGUGCCGAGAGGGAUUCCGGUUAAUGUCCUGUACCUGUCUUCUGAGGGAAUGAGGCGAAGUGUCGAGUGUGCGUCCAUCUGUUGUAAAUAUUUAAGUCGUACAGUGUACGUGUCAUAUAAAUUGUCAGUAUAUUUCAAACAUUUCUUUAUUCUGCUCAUAGUGCUCAUUCAUUCCAAGAUAUGUAAAGUGUAUAUAUUAUGCAGGUACAAAGAUAAACAGUCCACAUUGUCCAUUCCGUUAUUACAUGGAUUAAUAUUUUUUUUAAUAUGUUUUAUGUACACAUUUGUUAUUUAAAAUGAAAUGUUAACUGUGCUAUCGUAUAUGAAGUACACUUAUAAUUUUGUUCACCAUAAUUUCUGCUCCAGUGGGCAGUUGGCAUUUAUUUUGCUAAUGAAAAGUUGUUUAAAUGUGCAAAAUUAUUUUUUUUAAAUAGAAAAAAAUGCAUUAAAGUAUUAAUUUAAUUCAUAUUCAGAUUGUUUUGGUAUCUAGUGGUGUUUUUAUUAUUAAAUGUGGCAUGAUUUAAAUACAUGCAGGCCUAUAACUAAAAAAGGAGAAGGGUUUUGAUGAUGAGUAGAGAAAAUUAGAGUAUGAUAUUUUCAGUAAGCAAAAAUCUAUUACCAUAUAUUUAUUGCAUAGUGUUUUGCUCAGAAACAGUGUAUAAAAAUUGCAACUCAGAUAAUAAGUUUAUCUUAGCAGUGUUCAUAAAAAUACAUAUAGCAAAAAGACUUAGCUUGCUAUACACUCAAGUGAAUAAAUAAUGUUCAAUGUUUUAUGAUGGUAAAAUAUAUUUUUUUGUAAAUUGUAAAGGUUUAAGGGUAAGCUUGUAUAAUAAAUGUGUGAAGAUAAAUCAAGGUUAGCUGUAGCAUCUGUAGAUUUGUAGCACUCAUUUAAGAUUUAAUUAAAAUAAGACAGCAUUAUUAUUGUGAUAAUUAUGGUUGAAGUAUAGCAACCAUUUGAAAAUUAAGUUAAAAACAAAUAAAAAAAUAAGCACUUCGUCAGUUUGCUUUUCUUGUUAUGGUUACAUAUUAUUGAUGUUCCUACUGAUUCUGCAGUUUUAAAACUUACAUCUAAUAAAGUUAAUAGGUUGUUUUCGAUAAAGGUGAGUGUUCUCACUGACAGUUCCUGAAAUAAUAAAAAUUGUUUACUAAUAUUACAGCAUAAAAAAUGCAUUAAGUUAUUUCUUUUAAUAGGAGACUUAGUCAAAUAGUUGUGAGUGAAGUGGAUGAUCAGCAAAAAGACCACAGCAUGUUAUUUCUUGUUAUUUAAUUUUUGUGUAUCGCAGAAUAUUCAGUGCCAACAAAAUCCAUAUUCAAUAUCCAAUGUAAUGCAAACUAACUCCUGUUGAAGUAUAAUAAAAAUGUGACUGCCAA